Molecule: messenger RNA, 674 nt
Organism: Pseudopodoces humilis (Tibetan ground-tit)
Lineage: Eukaryota; Metazoa; Chordata; Aves; Passeriformes; Paridae
Gene: RPL30
Product: ribosomal protein L30
Cellular component (GO): cytosolic large ribosomal subunit
Molecular function (GO): RNA binding; structural constituent of ribosome
Source: RefSeq, a predicted model, not a curated record
AACUGCUGCCGGCUUCAGGCGGUGCCUCGUGUUAGCUCGCUCUUUUCUGGCGGGCCGGCCAUCUUGGCGGUUCGUCUGCGGUGAUCGGGGCCGGGCCGGGGGCGCGGGGGCCGCUCCGUGAGCUGCUGCCGGGUUCUGCUGCCGGGUUCUGACCACUCCCCUACAUCCCCCUGUGUUCCAGUUACCACCCGACCCCGCGCGAGGCAUCAACAUGGUGGCCGCGAAGAAGACGAAAAAGUCCCUGGAGUCCAUUAACUCCAGGCUUCAGCUGGUUAUGAAAAGUGGCAAAUAUGUGCUUGGGUACAAACAGACCCUGAAAAUGAUUCGUCAGGGCAAAGCCAAGUUGGUCAUCCUCGCCAACAACUGUCCUGCUUUGAGAAAAUCAGAGAUUGAGUACUACGCUAUGCUUGCCAAGACCGGUGUCCAUCAUUAUAGUGGGAACAACAUUGAGUUGGGCACAGCAUGUGGAAAGUACUACAGAGUGUGCACACUGGCCAUCAUUGACCCAGGUGACUCUGACAUCAUUAGAAGCAUGCCAGAACAAACCAGUGAGAAGUAAAUGCUAUAAAGGUGUUAUUUCUACAAUAAAACUGGUUACAGUUUUCUUUAAAGAAAAAUUUGUAUUAUAACUUUGUUGGUUUUAGGGAACAGACUAUAUAAAUGAAGAUUCAUUA